Apis laboriosa (Himalayan honeybee) is the source of this 6020-nucleotide messenger RNA. RefSeq names its product adenylyl cyclase 78C (gene Adcy8). The transcript has 21 exons. The record is from RefSeq and is a predicted model, not a curated record. Gene Ontology annotation, cellular component: plasma membrane. The coding region runs from base 237 to 4139 and encodes 1300 amino acids. Gene Ontology annotation, biological process: intracellular signal transduction; adenylate cyclase-activating G protein-coupled receptor signaling pathway; cAMP biosynthetic process. NCBI's taxonomy places the organism in Eukaryota, Metazoa, Arthropoda, Insecta, Hymenoptera, Apidae. Gene Ontology annotation, molecular function: adenylate cyclase activity.
CGCUCAUAGAAGCGCGGGUUUUAUUGUUAGCGAAUGCACUCUCGCGAUUUUCGACAUUUGUCACUCGUUAGUAAUUUUGAUGCUGGAUCGAAGCAAUCGUAUAGAAUUACUUGUUUAUUUUUAUCAACUGUAGACGGGAGACGACAGGUGUGUGAAAAUGCCGGAUACUAAGGCAAUUGCACAGCUGACAAUCACAACGUGAGCAGUUGUUCGUUUCGCGGAUCAUCCGGGGGAUAAUGAUUACAGAACAGACCUGGAGCAUGAUGCUGGACAGUGAUGUCGCGGGCAUCAAUGAGUUGAGUAUUUCCCCGAGGAAACAAUUAUGGAUCAAGGCUGUGAAGAAGCUAACUUCCGAGCGGCUGGGGAGGGAAGGAUUGGCGGCAUGGGAAGACCGGAAGUCCAACAACGAUCCGGAAGUUCCAGACAUCAACGAAACAACCGAUCCAAUUGAAGAUGCGGAUAUUCCUACCGACCCGGAUGUAGUUCUUGCUGAGGAACCUGUCGAUACUGAAUCUCAAGCACAACGAGAUGUUUUCAAGAAAGGCGUGCUUUACAAGGGAAUAUUUUGUCCAUCACUGUCAAAUAGCUUCCAUAGUAAACAAUUAGAGACGUCAUAUUUGCAUUACUCAAAUCGUCAACGGCAGAAAUCAUUGAUUAUGUUGAAUAUCGUUGAUCUUAGUCUAAAGAUCAUUCUUAUGGCGAUAUGGUUAUGGAAAAGGGACAAAAAUAGUAGUGGUUUAGUCGAAUCCUUAUCCUGGGCAUCCUGUUGUAUGGCGGCAAAUUUGGUUGUUUGCAUUCUUGGCUGGUGGCGGUGUUUCUCCAAUAAUUAUUUAUAUUGGGCUUCCAUAUUCACUUGGUUACUGAUCAAUUCACAAGGUUUUAUAGGAGCUGGUUUAGAUUUCUCUAGUCAACAACGUCUUAUGUGGUAUAUUUUGUUUGUCGUAUACGCGCCGUACGCUAUGCUGCCAUUACCUUUGAGAUGGUGUGUUCUUGCCGGUUAUGGGACAGCUUUAACUCACAUGGUGAUGGCGGGAAUAACUUUAUUACGAGAUCCAACAUAUUUGCAUGAUAUUACGUGCAUAGUUCGUAUGCUAACAACCAACGUCCUUCUUUAUCUUGCAAUGAAUCUAGCUGGCAUGUACACUAAGUAUUUGACAGACAGAGGACAGAGACAGGCUUUUCUUGAAACACACAGAUCUAUGGAAACCCGGCAACGGACUCAAAAUGAGAACAAUCGACAAGAAAAGUUACUUCUUUCUGUUUUACCAGAUUUCGUGGCUAAAGAAAUGAUCCGUGAUAUUGCUCGUGAAACUGCUCGAGGUGGAACGAUCUCUUUCACACCUAAUCAAUUUCAUAGAAUAUAUAUUCAUCGUUACGAAAAUGUUAGCAUACUUUUUGCUGAUAUCAAAGGUUUCACUGCUUUGGCCAGCCAGUGUAGCGCUCAAGAACUCGUCAAAGUAUUAAAUGACUUAUUCGCUCGUUUCGACAAGCUUUCUGCAGAAAAUCAUUGUUUACGUAUUAAGUUGCUUGGAGAUUGUUAUUAUUGUAUAUGUGGAUUACCAAUUGCCAGAAAUGAUCAUGCUCAUUGUUGUGUGGAAAUGGGUUUGCAUAUGAUUAAAGCAAUAAGAGAUGUGCGAUAUACAACAAAGGUUGAUUUAAAUAUGAGAAUAGGGAUUCAUAGUGGUUCAGUAUUGUGCGGCGUACUUGGUCUUCGAAAAUGGCAAUUUGAUGUUUGGUCUUAUGAUGUAACACUGGCUAAUCAUCUCGAAAGUGGAGGAAUACCAGGAAGAGUACAUAUAUCAGAGGAUACUUUAAAUUGUUUGAAUGACGUAUAUGAAGUGGAGCCAGGAAAUGGAACCGAAAGGGACAAUUAUUUAAAAGAAAGGAAUGUAGUUACGUAUUUAAUUAAACAAGUGGAACCUUUAAGAUCGAGACGACGAUAUUCUUCACGACCAAAAAUAUGGUCUGAAGAUGAUAUGAAUAAAGGUAAAAAGAGCUUCAAAUUGAACAAUCCAUUAGCUACGAAUAGUAGUGCUCCAAAUUCUUCCACUGAAGAUGAUAUUGGCGUAGAUUGGACACCAGAAAUACCAUUUGAAAAUUUAAAUACUGCGACAUCGGUUAGUAAUUUGGAAUCGGAAUACCUCGAGGAAGAAAAUGGUUCUGCAAAGAGUAAUAAAGCUGUAUCUGCUUCAUCCGUUGAAAAAUUGAAGACUGCAGGUCUUGAAACCGCGAGUAAUAAGCGCAUGAGAUCGGCGAAUAUAAAUGCUUGGACUUUGCGUUACAAUGACGAAAGUUUAGAAUCAAAGUUUGGUCAAUUACGCGAGGAUAUGUUUAAAUCCAAUAUGAUUUGUUGUUUUGUCGUAUGGAUAUUUAUUGCAAUUUGUCAAGCAGUAAUAUUGUCAGACUGCAUUAUUCUUUUGGCUUCGUUACUGUUGACGACGCUCAUUUUAGUAGCAUCGUCCAUUCUAGUGAUGGCGGAAGAAUUCAAAACUUUGCCAACAUAUUUACAACACGCUUCUUCGAUGUUAGUUCACAACAAGCAGCACCGAACAAUCUUCAUAUGCAGCGUAAUUAGUUUGAUGGCUUUGACAUCGAUCGUCAGUGUUUUAGCGUGUCCAAUGUCGAUUCGACAAUAUCCUGAAGCUCUGGAAUUACAACAGCAACCAUUAAUAAAUCCAACGUUGCAACCAGAGCGAUUGGUAGCGCCGACUGUUGGUCUUGAUCAAUUUAUUUUGACAUUUCUGGAAGCUGCCCUUCGCGAUGAGUCUUCAGAAGAACAAAAGGACAUUUCUUCUAAAGAGAAUCAAACUGUAUCCCAUAGUUCUAAUGGCGAAGAACUACGAACGAAUCUUAUCAAGGCGAAGGCUAGGCUGGCGAAAGGUCAAAGAAGAAAAGAGUUUUUCAGGGAUGAAGACAUCAUCUCGGGAAGAAUCCUGUCGACAUCGGAAACAAAACCUCAAGUAGAAUCUUUGUAUUCGCUGGACUAUGACGAGGACAUCGUUUUGGGGACUUGUGUUAGACCGGAAUACAUUGUAUUCACGUGGAUCUUAUGUUUGAUCGCAUUAGCUUCUGCAUUGAAAUUGUAUUAUUUAGUAAAGACGGCAUUGGCUACAAUUAUCGUGUCCGUUUAUGCCGUAUUGAUUCUCGUAGUUUGCAAGGAUUUUUUUACGAUUCCUAAUGAAGAGGAUUCGAUGUCGAUACCUCUCUCGGCACAAAUGCUUACGUUUCUAUUAGUAUUUUUGGUGAUGGUUACAUAUCACGGUAGAUUAGUAGAAGUAACAUCUAGAUUAGAUUUCCUUUGGAAACAGCAAGCUGAAAGAGAGUUAAGUGACAUGAUUGAAUCACGGCACAAUAACAUGCAACUAUUGAAAAAUAUAUUACCAGAUCACGUAGCUCAUCAUUUUUUAACCCAAGACAGAGCACCUGAGGAGUUAUAUUCUCAAUCACGUGAUAAAGUUGGAGUGAUGUUCGCUAGUGUGCCAAAUUUUACAGAAUUUUAUUCAGAAGAUGUUAAUAAAGGGAUGGAGUGUAUACGUUUAUUGAAUGAAAUUAUUGCUGAUUUUGACGAACUCCUGGAUGAAAAUCGAUUUCAUUGCAUAGAAAAGAUAAAAACAGUUGGAGCUACUUAUAUGGCAGCUUCUGGUCUCAAUCCUUGUCAAAAUGAUAAAAAUAAAGAUGAUAUGGAGCAUUUAUGUAGAUUAGUGGAUUAUGCAGUAGCUAUGCGACUCCGUCUUGAAGACGUAAACAUACAUUCGUUCAAUAAUUUUGAUUUAAGAGUAGGUAUAAGCUGUGGUCCAUUAGUAGGCGGUGUAAUCGGUGCUCGGAAACCUGUAUUCGAUAUUUGGGGUAACACGGUAAACUUGGCUUCCCGUAUGGACUCUACAGGUGUUAUGGGAAAAAUACAAGUUCCACAGGAUAUUGCUAGAUUUUUGGAAUCGAGAGGAUAUCAGACACAGAAGAGAGGACUUAUCGAAGUUAAAGGAAAAGGAACAAUGGAGACGUAUUUCGUAUUGGGCAAAGGGACUUUGCAACAAGAAAGUUCGACUAAGCACACUGCAAGGUGCCGAAGUCUUGCAGCAGUUGUUUAUGGUGUCGUUCAAGCACGUCGCAAGCAAAUGCGAGCACUUAGAAGGACAUAAGUAUCAUAUUUAUGUCAAAAAAUUUUUUUUGAUUCGUUGGUGCCUAGUUAUGUAUGUACAAACGGUUCACCUUUAAAUUAGCAGUUAACGUAUAAGGGCAGCAGCGUUUGUGUUGAUAAUCAUAAUGUACAGCACAGUCGAGCUCUGUGUAACUCUAUAUUACAUUAUUAUGGUAAACACAAUAUAUUUUAAUUAACUGUAAUAAUAAUUCAUGAUAAUAAUAGUUGUAAUGAUAAUAAUAAGGCUAGCUACAGCAUGAUCUCCCGCAUAAAGGGAUCACCCGAUCCAAACUGUACACUUUUACAACAUACUUCAUAAUAAUAAUCUAAUUACAUUAAUUAUAAUUAGGUAAUCAUUACAAUCUGAACCUAAUUAGAAGAAUGUUUGCGACACGUAGGAGGGACCGCAUGCCUUGACUUUUCGAGAAAUUAAUGCGAAAGACUAAAAAAACUCAUGUUUCCCAUAUAUUUUCUCUAUUUUAAAAUUCUACAUAUACUUGUGUCUAAAGUGAGGGAAGUUUUGUGUAUCUACAUUGAUUUCUCGAAAGCAAAGGUAUUUUUUUUUCUUUUAAAAUGUUCUUUUCUAUUCUUUCUUUUUUUUUUUCAUUUUGUCUCUUUUUUCAGGUAUAAAGGCACUGUACACGUAAACAUACAAUAUUAUAGAAGAGCGCUAUAGGCGGUCCAGAUGGUACUUUUUAAACAGUAAAACGUGCCCGUUUAAAAAUAUCAAUACGAUCUUUUUUCUUUCUUCCUUUUUCAUUUAUUUACUUUUUUCUUUCUUUUUGUUACGAUGCUACGCACUUAAAAUAGGGAGCGGUUUCCUUCGAUUCUAGCUGCAUUGGUCAACGCUAUAUUCUCUUCGAUAUUAUAUCUUAAACAUUAAGAAAAAAUAUAGAUGACUAUUAUAUCAGAAUGUGCAGAAUUCACGGUAACUAUUUAGGAGGAAAUAAUUGGUCAAUGCGAUCAGAAGUUAAGAAAACGCUCCGGUUUAAAGGUGGGAUUUGUUUAUCACAAUUUGGCAGUGAAUGUUUUCACAUUUAAAAUACAGUUUUAUAAGUUUUAAGCUACGUGUUUUGUGAAUUAGGUAUCAUAAUUUUUUUCGUUUUCAUUUUCCAUGCUAUGGUUUGCUACAUUUCACUUUACGUUACAGAUGAAUUCGAAAAUAUUACUUCUUCUUUGUUAUAGUCAGUUGUACAGAAAAAAUAAAUUUCUUUUUAUGUUUGUUUUGUUAAUUUCAUUUGGUAAGUCAGAACUUAAACACUUCAUACAUUAUUUAGCGAAAAUACGUUUUAUGUAUGUCCUUUAAUUUUUUGUUUUUGUUAUUUUUUCCUUUGUUUUUCGAAAUACUUACGCAAUUUCGUAUGUGCGCCAUUUUAUUAUGAAUUUCAAAAUAUUUCUGAAGAUGAAAUAAGUACAAAGGAAUUUCUUAAUUUCUUUUGAUAAUUUUCUAACAUUUGUGCGCAAUACUAAAUUGCAUAAUUUUCUAAAAUUCACCAAUGUUACAUUAUUCCUUGAUCAGUAUCAAAAUACAAGACUUUGAAAAAUCUGCUUAUAGUGCAGGAUAAACAACUGAGUGAUUAUUACAAAGAUGUAUUUGUUAUAUAAUUCUGCUCUCCUACUUAUUCUCUGAUUUUACAAAAAUCAAAUAUUUACAAUUACUUACAUUUUAUUAAAUGAUAAGUUAAUAUAACUACUGUUCUCAAAUUCUCUGGCUUUUUUUCAUUAAUUAAAUUUAUAAUUCAUUAUACGAAUAAUGAUGCGUAAUUUAAAUUUAAUUAAAUAAAAGAAAAUAUUAGAAUAUUAAGAUGUACAUAUAUAGUAUAUAUUUCGACUAGUGAAUGUAAACUAUCUAAAAACCAAUUAAAUUAUAACUAAAACACAA